Messenger RNA from Hemiscyllium ocellatum (epaulette shark), 2178 nucleotides. RefSeq lists its product as uncharacterized. The transcript is spliced from 8 exons. Lineage: Eukaryota; Metazoa; Chordata; Chondrichthyes; Orectolobiformes; Hemiscylliidae. Gene Ontology annotation, molecular function: oxidoreductase activity. Bases 70 to 927 code for a protein of 285 amino acids. The record is from RefSeq and is a predicted model, not a curated record.
CUCUCCAGAGGUGGAUUCCUGCUGGGCAGAGAGUAAAUGAUCUAUUAUUAAUCAAGUGUAAAUCUGGGGAUGGAUACGUUUGCGGGGCCUAGCAUUCCGAGUGUGGAGCUCGUGAAUGGGUUGAAAAUCCCAAUACUCGGUCUUGGCACAUCACAUCAUGGUGGCUAUUCCCAUUCUUCAGUUGUGUAUGCCCUAAAAGAAUGUGGCAUUCGUCACAUUGACACUGCAAAAAGAUAUGGCUGUGAAUCGCAUCUAAAGAAAGCAAUUGAAGAGAGCAGAAUAAAUCGAGAGGAAUUGUGGUUAACUACAAAACUUUGGCCUGGGGACUAUGGCUGUGAAACCACUAAAGCAGCAUGUCUGGAGUCCUGCAAAAGACUUGGUGUGGAUUACGUUGAUCUGUAUCUCAUGCACUGGCCUGAUGGAAAUGCCUUGGGCAAAACUAAUCGAGAACUCCGAGCUGAAACUUGGCAGGUAUUGGAAGAACUGUAUGAUGAAGGGAUAUGUCGAUCCAUUGGCGUGAGCAAUUUCCUCAUUUCUCAUUUAGAGCAGCUGAAGGAAGAUUGUGACAUCAUCCCACAUGUCAAUCAGGCUGAAUAUCAUCCUUUCCAACGGCCACAAGAACUAGUGGACUACUGCAGAAGACAUGGAAUAGUCUUUGAAGGGUACUGCCCACUUGCUAAAGGACAGGCUUUAUCACAUCCUGACAUCAUCAAAAUGUCAGAGAAAUAUAACUGCUCACCCUCUCAAAUCUGUAUCCGUUGGAGCAUACAAAAUGGAGUUGUCACCAUUCCGAAGUCUACCAAGAAAGAGAGGAUUUGGGAAAACUGUCAGGUAUUCCAGUUUUCUCUUACGGUGGAUGAUAUUGCUGUUCUAAAUGGAAUGCAUGAGGGCCUGCAUGUUUCCUGGGAUCCUUCAAAUAUCGAAUGAUGUCUUUGAUUUUUCACUCAACAAAGAAGACUUGAUAUUUAUGAACUCACUGAAGAAUACCAAAAAGCUGAUUACACUGAACUAUCCUUUAUGGAAGGAACAGAAACCUCAAUCAGAAGCAACUGUUGCCAAAAAGGAUCUUUCUCAGUAAAGUGAACAUGUCCAAUGAAAACUCAGAAAUGCGGUUUUUCUCUAUAUCUACAAUGAGUUGUAUAAGCUGACAUUUAUUGAGAAUUUUAUUUGUUUCAAUUAAAUGCCCCACUUGAUUAGUUAUAUAUUUACCAGGAAAAGAGCACUCCACGAAGGUUUCAUAAGAUUCACAUUUGGCCCUCUUCCAAAUAUCAAAUGAUUUCUACAUUUAAAUUUGAAGUUUGCAUUAAUCCAUAUCUUUUGCUUAACUAAUUAGCAUUGAGAGUUAAAGAUUAUUUAAUUCAGGCACUCGGUGCAGUAUACUGUCCACAUCACUUCAUCUUAAUUUCAUCUACUUGAUGCAAGUAAUAACCCAUGCUGAAAUGUACUUGUGCAAAUAGAGAACGGUUACUACAUUUAUCCCAAUAUAUGGAGUGGCAGUUGAGAAAUUAAAAGUGAGGAAAAAGACACAUGAUCAUUUUAAACUUAUGGUUAACCUGAAGCUCUGAGACAGCAAAGUCAGAUUCACAGGAAUAAUCUUCUGUGCACCAUCCUUCUUAUUUUGUAUUCAGAAAAUCAUCUUAUGCUGUUUCCCUUAGUUUUACUGCCUUUUUCGAUGCAUAAGAGCUGAACUAUGCAACAGGACAUAGAAUGUUUAAAUGUACCAAAAUCAACCUUGUUACUUCUUUAUAUUUUUUUCAUAGAAUUUCUGGAACUUGGCUCUGAGAGUAACUCCCUGAUAAUCAUUUAUUGUAACCAAGCACAUCAUGUCAAAAAUUAGAAAGCCUAUGACUAUAUCCUGGAAUAAGUACUUGAAUUGUAAAUUAUAUUAAAUUAAAAUGUUUACACGUACUUAAAUUUUAGAAUACUUGCAUCUGUAAUCAAAUCAGUUAUACUAAAUAUGUGGUGAAUACCUGAGUAUGUUGUCAAAGCCAUUGAGUGAUUCAAUAGACACCUUUUCAAAGUUACAAAUUUAUUGGGGAAUAGAAUGGGAGAAGUUUGCUUACAUUUUGAUGCCUUCGCUGGCUAUUGAAAAUCAUUAAAUAUCUUAACAAGUGCAUUCACACCAUUAAGUACAUCAUAAAAUAAAUGGGAAAAAAAAGAGGUUCCAAUUUUAAAAAC